Olea europaea var. sylvestris is the source of this 886-nucleotide messenger RNA. Its product is annotated as 40S ribosomal protein S24-1. The transcript is spliced from 6 exons. The record is from RefSeq and is a predicted model, not a curated record. The coding region runs from base 124 to 537 and encodes 137 amino acids. Gene Ontology annotation, biological process: translation. Gene Ontology annotation, cellular component: ribosome. NCBI's taxonomy places the organism in Eukaryota, Viridiplantae, Streptophyta, Magnoliopsida, Lamiales, Oleaceae. Gene Ontology annotation, molecular function: structural constituent of ribosome.
AUAGCCCAUGAAAGUACCUUUAUACGUCUAAACCCUAGAGUACAAUUUUAUCUCUUUUGCUUUUGCAUCGACGACGCGCCGGCGGAGGCAGCCCAAGGAGCUACUGGCGAGAAAAAUAAGAAUAUGGCGGACAAGGCUGUGACUAUCCGAACCAGGAAGUUCAUGACAAAUCGUCUCCUCUCUAGGAAACAAUUUGUCAUUGACGUGUUACAUCCAGGACGGGCAAAUGUUUCUAAGGCUGAGUUGAAAGAGAAAUUGGCAAGGAUGUAUGAAGUGAAAGAUCCAAAUGCAAUAUUUGUGUUCAAGUUCAGGACCCACUUUGGCGGAGGCAAAUCCACUGGUUUUGGCUUGAUCUAUGAUUCUGUUGAGAAUGCGAAGAAAUAUGAGCCGAAAUACAGACUCAUCAGGAAUGGUCUUGAUACCAAGGUCGAGAAGUCCAGGAAGCAACUGAAGGAGAGAAAGAACAGAGCAAAGAAGAUCCGUGGUGUGAAGAAGACUAAAGCUGGAGAUGCUGCUAAGGCUGGCAAGAAGAAAUGAGUUUUUAGGAUUUCAUGCUUCAAAACUUCGGAAACUGAAUACAGAAAAUUCUCUUUGGAGCCAAGUUUCACAUAUUAUUUGUCAUUUAUCUUGGGUAGUUGCUGUCUUUUAUUAGAACAAAUGCAAUUUCGUGCAGUUUUUCAGUAGAAGGAAGAAAAUCAUUCAGUUUCAUAUGAUUAUAUGACAUGAUCUCUAGCAUGCUAUGUUGAUCCCGAUUCCUGAUUGUAAACCUUUGGGUACUGCUAUGUUUUACUCUUGCCAGUUCAGUAGGGAGAUGUUUUUCUUGUUGGUAUUGAACUUGAGCUGUUUUUGCCCUUCUCCCAAGUGGAAAGAAAAUUUUCGAUUAUCA